GGGGACCCUGGGCCCAUCUCUCCCUGCGCACCAGGCUGAGCCGAAGCUGCGGGGGCAGGCCGGGCCUGCUGUCACCUCGCUGGGCUCUAAGAUUCGCCUCCACAGAUAUCAAAAGAAACCUGAAGAGCCUACAAAAAAAGAGAUAAAGACAAAAUUCAAGAAAACACACACAUACAUAAUUGUGGUGAGUGGGCAUCAUUUAAAUAAUAAUUUCCAGUACAUUUCCAUCUGUAACUCAAGGUGGCCAUCUCAAAAUUCAUACAUCAAGACAUAGAACAAAGGGCAGCUUUGAAGUGGGUCACUUCAGUAUGAACUACCACCCGUUACAUGAAAACCGAUCAUUGGCCUUCAAAUUUAUGGCGCUUUAAUGGGGCAAGCCCAGUGCCUUAAAUACAGGGUGCAUUACAGUAUUGAGUUAUCUGGGCUAAAUAAGAGUGAUUUAGAAGGCGCGUCCAGGUCUUCUUAUAGAGCAAAAGAGGCUCAAGCUUAGAGAUCGGGAGAACUUGGGCGGAACGUAAAGAAGUCCCCUUUCGAGCAAACCCGAAAACCAGUGGUUUCGAAUCCCGAAGUAGCAAAGCCAACAGGAAAGGGAGAAUCGUUGCUCGGUUCCAGUGAAUUCGUAGGGAUGCUCAGCAAAAGUCUUGGCCGCCAGAAAGAGAUCCGUGGGCUUCUGACCCUGGUUUAGGCAAAACAGGGGGAGGCGCCGAGACCAGCUCGAGCACUAGCGGAUUUUGAGAGAAACUGACCGCAACCUCCAUCGCCUUCCCCCUCUCUUUCAACUUGGAUGGGCUGACUCUACCCGUCGGUGAUUUACGACGAUUGCAGCGCUAGUCACAGCCUGGCGCCUGGUGCCCCCUCCCUUCCCAAGCCCCCUCAGCUUUUCUACUGCCACCGGCGUACAAGCAAGUGCCGAGCCGGCCUCCGCGAGUCGGACUAGCCUCCCGGCGUCCGAGGCCACCACGGGCAGCAGAUUUUUGGUCCCCAGCGAGGCUGCGCGCGUUCGUCCCGCCUCCGACCGCCGAGCAGAGCUGCUAGCAGAAGCAGGCGCCGGUCACUUUAUAUAAUCCUGCUGCUCGCAGGGUGCAAGAGCGGGAAAAGUGCGGAGUAGGGAAUUCUUUUGCUGCGCUGCCUCCUACGCGGAGCCUGCUUUCCACUUCUGAAAAGUGCCGGGCCUUGGGAAGUGUUUUUCUUUUCAUUCCUUACCGAAGCGUUUACUGCCGCCGUGGUCGCAGUCAUAAAUUUUGCUACAAACCACAAUGACAGGUGCAUUGAUAUGCACCGUGAGAGCUCCAGCUGCUUAAUAACCCCGUCCCCUGGUCGCUGUGAGCGCCUUUUAUUUAUUUGGUAUCAUAUUAGGUAUUGAUCUCUAGUAGAAUUAAGUGCGGUGAGCAACUAUCAGUGUUCGGCUGCUUUGGAGGCGCUUUGGAGGCGCAGCGGUUGCGGCGGGCCGGCGGGCCCGGGGAAGCGGGCGGUGGCCGCUCAGAGAAUACCUUCCUUCCGGCAGGAGACCGUUUGGCCCUGUAUUCCGGGCCUGCGGUUGGGCCUCCAAGCUGAGUUGGGCAACUUCCCAGCACCGCAAGAAAGGGCGAGCCAGACCUAUUUGGCACCCCUUUCCCAGGAGGAGCAGGGGAUGGCACCGGCGGAGUUUGGGGAGGCUGCCCUGGCCAGUUCCCCGGGCUAGAGGGUGGAGGAGAGGAGGAGGGAGAGGAAAGGGCAGCUGAGGACUUGGAAGAAAUGAGAAGCCCUGCUCGACCAACCCUCCCCCAACACUGGCUCAUCUUCACCCCAAGACAUUUGGGUCUUGGAGCCCAAAUGAGCAAAGGUACCAAAGGGCGAGAAAAGAAAGGCUUUAAAAAAAGGGUGAGGGGGUGAUCGAAAAGAUGAGCCACUGAACAGUUGACCAUUGUCCAAGUGAUUUAUGACCCGUUCCUGCUUUUUAGGUUCAAGCAGAGUUCACAAGGAGUAGGGAUUUCUGAAAAGAAAUAAGCCUUUUUACCAGUUUUGUAACUAUAUUCUCAGGUUUUGUUUUAAGAGGGAUCACUUUUGGGAAGCUGCAUUUUUGGGGGACUGCAAAGCCAUUUCCAGUAAGGACAGCACCAUCACUGGCUCUUGCUUUUGGGAAAAUGGACAUUAAGGUAGUGGAUUGUCAUUGAGUGGGAAAUUUCUUGAGACAAUGUAAACAGGAAAACAGACUCUGGUUUUUCAGGAAGAUGCCCAAUAUUUGUACUUUUGAGGUCUGUACACAGAACUUUUUCUAGGAAUAUGCCAUAGGAGCAAAUAUAUAUAUAAAGCCAUCUGUCCCAGAACUGGUCAGUUCCUAAGUAAGCUAUUUUAACGUGACUGGUUCACCUAUCUAGAUCAACUUUGUCAACUUGGGAGGCAGGAGGGUGGAUGUUUUGCUUCCACAGUUGUAAAUGGAAUGACAGAGCAGCAGCAAGUUCUGGUAGUCUGAGUGAACGAUGUGACCAUUAGGCCUCCAGAGGGUUAAGACUGAAAGCAGGAUACCAGAAAAGCCUGAAACAUAACCAAAUCCAGAGUGCCUCUUUCUUCAGCAGGGGGCAAACAUAUGUAAGUAUUAGUCACAGAAUGAAGACUUAGCUGUCCAUUUGAUAUCCAGUAACUUUUAACAGAGAAUGAUAUAUAAAAUUAAUCAAAAGAAAAAUUAAGUCCAGCUUUGUUAAGUAGAUAUCCUACCUACCUACAUUUAAGAACAAUAAUGGAAACAAUUUCUACAACAUAGUAUCUUGGUAUUAAGGGCCUGUUCCUCAUCAAGACAAAUGGCAUACUCACUUAUAUUCUAAAACAAAACAAAACAAAAAGGGCAACAACACUACCUACCAAAGACUAAUUAGAAGAAUUUUAAAAUUUGGGUUAGGCUGUUUGGUGCAGGUGGAGAGAAAACUAGUGAAUCAUUUUGGUACCUGUGGUCAAAUCCAUUAGGCCACAUAAGCUGUCUAGAUGAUGUGGUACAUCACGAUGACCAGGAUGGAAGCCAGGGAGAGUUUCUAGGAAGGAAAGUUGCCUGAAAGACAGAUCAAGAAUUGAGACCAGGGAGCUGACCUAUGAGUUUUCUUUAUCAAACAGACAAAGUGAUUGAAUGGUAUUAGUUAUACUUUAACUCUUUAGGAGCCUUUCAGAAGAAGUAGGGAGGCAGGGAGAGAAGGGAAACCCCCAUAAAGAAGGGAAUACAAAAGGGGUAGGAUUUUUCUUAGCUUUUUUUUCUUCUUCUAAUUCUGGGUCCAUUCAUCAUGUCAUGAAAGGUUCUCUCAUUGGUUGUGGUUUGGGUGGGAGGUAGGGUAGAAUAGAUUAUCCAGAGCAGAUAUCAAUAAUAUCUAUUUAUACAAUAGAUCCAAGGCAAAAAUAAUAAAGUUAUAAAGCAUUCUCCAUUCACCCAUGUUCCAUGCCUUUCAAAUUCUAGAUCUCUUUGCCCAUUUCCAGUGGUAUCUGUUUAAAAGUAGGGGAGGUCAAAAGUAAAAGGUCUAGAAAAAUGUAAAUGAAGGAGAAGAAACAUUUUCUAGCCUCAAAAUGAGUCUGGAAGUCUGCAAGUCCUCCUGUUGGCGUUUAUCCCCUAGUUUUCUACAUUGUAGAUUUUACACUGCUGAUUCAUAGAGCUUACUCAGCUGAUUUUCACCCUGUCGUCGCUAAGUGGACUAUCUGGACUUUCAUGCAAGAUGCUGUGAUUUUGAAACCAGGUGGGGGGAGACCCUUUUUUUUUUUUAAGUUCUGGCUGUUCUGAGCAUGUUAUAGGACUUUCAUUUCCCAUCAAAACCUUGUGCUGACCCAAUGAUUGAUUGAUCCACUUAUUAAUUCACCUAUUCAACAAGCAUUUAUUGCACUAACUACAUGCAGGGCACUGUGCUGGAUGUUAGGAACAGUAGACAAAUGACACAGCCCCUGCCUGCAAGGAGCUUACAGUUUAGUGGGCGAAUCAGCCAACAAAAUGUCUGAGGCUAUAAGUACUUUUCCACACAGAAGAAAGGCUAAAUGGACAAUCUUGAAGAAAGUAAAUUGUAUCUGGAGGUAGAGGGAAGCCCUUUCCCUCAGCUACAGUUGAGCUAAAAAGAAGGAAACUCUUCUUACAUUUAGGAAAAAUUCCUUCUGAUUCUUCCAGAGGUUCAAAUAAGUUGAACUUCAUAAAAUCUGCCAGGCGCAGUGGCUCAUGCCUGUAAUUCCAGCACUUUGGGAGGCCAAGACAGGAGGAUCACAAGAGCCCAGGAACUCAAGACCAGCCUGGGCAACAUUGUAAGACCCUGUCUCUACAAAAAAAAAAAAACAACAAAAAAAAAAAAACAAAAAAAAAAACUAAGAGCUGGCGCAGUGGCUCACACCUGUAAUCCCAGCACUUAGGGAGGCCCAGGCAGGUUGAUCACCUGAGGUCAGGAGUUCAAGACCAACCUGACCAACAUGGUGAAACCCUGUCUCUACUAAAAAUAUAAAAAAUUAGCCAGGUGUGGUGGCAGGUGCCUGUAAUCCCAGCUACUCAGGAGGCUGAGGCAGGAGAAUUGCUUGAACCCAGAGGCAUAGGUUGCAGUAAGCUGAGAUCAUGACACUGCACUCCAGCCUUGGCAACAGGAGCGAAAUUCCAUCUAAAACAAAACAAAACAAAACAAAACACUAAGACAUGUAGCCAGGCAUGGUGGGCACCUGUAGCUACUGCAGAGUAGCUGGGACUCUGAAAUACUCUGAAAUAGCUAUUAAUACUGCAGAAUAGCUGGGACUCUGAAAUACUCUGAAAUAGCUAUUAAUACUGCAGAAUAGCUGGGACUUUGAAAUACUCUGAAAUAGCUAUUAAUACCAGGCUAAAGUGGGAGGAUCGCUUGAGCCCAGUAAAUUGAGGCUGCAGUGAGCCAUGUUCAUGCCACUGCACUCCAGCCUGGGCAACAAGCAAGACACUGUAUUAAUAAAUAAAUAGAUAAGUAAAUAAACUCAGAUCCAGCACCUUGCCCAUCUCCCCACCGUGAAGUGGGUAGGAAGCAGAGAGCAUGGGCUAGUCCUUCUAUAUUGACUGGUCUUGCCAAUGACACUCCCUCUGGGGCCUCUUGCUUUUCUUCUGACAGGUCACCUGGAGCCUGGGGGCUGGCCCAGCUCUCUCAGGAUUCAGCAGACAUUGGAGGUGGCAGUGAAGGAUACAGUGGUAGUCAAUGUUAUUUGAGCAGGGUCAGCAGGCCCUGAAGCUUCCUGAGUGCACAAUGCAGAAGGCUGCUUACUAUGAAAACCCAGGACUGUUUGGAGGCUAUGGCUACAGCAAAACUACUGACACUUACGGCUACAGCACCCCCCACCAGCCCUACCCACCCCCUGCUGCUGCCAGCUCCCUGGACACUGACUAUCCAGGUUCUGCCUGCUCCAUCCAGAGCUCUGCCCCUCUGAGAGCCCCAGCCCACAAAGGAGCUGAACUCAAUGGCAGCUGCAUGCGGCCUGGCACUGGGAACAGCCAGGGUGGGGGUGGUGGCAGCCAGCCUCCUGGUCUGAACUCAGAGCAGCAGCCACCACAACCCCCUCCUCCACCACCGACCCUGCCCCCAUCUUCACCCACCAAUCCUGGAGGUGGAGUGCCUGCCAAGAAGCCCAAAGGUGGGCCCAAUGCUUCUAGCUCCUCAGCCACCAUCAGCAAGCAGAUCUUCCCCUGGAUGAAAGAGUCUCGACAGAACUCCAAGCAGAAGAACAGCUGUGCCACUGCAGGAGAGAGCUGCGAGGACAAGAGCCCGCCAGGCCCAGCAUCCAAGCGGGUACGCACGGCAUACACGAGCGCGCAGCUGGUGGAAUUGGAAAAGGAAUUCCACUUCAACCGCUACUUGUGCCGGCCGCGCCGCGUGGAGAUGGCCAACCUGCUGAAUCUCACGGAACGCCAGAUCAAGAUCUGGUUCCAGAACCGGCGCAUGAAGUACAAGAAGGACCAGAAGGCCAAGGGCAUCCUGCACUCGCCGGCUGGCCAGUCCCCUGAGCGCAGCCCACCGCUCGGCGGCGCCGCUGGCCACGUGGCCUACUCCGGCCAGCUGCCGCCAGUGCCCGGCCUGGCCUACGACGCGCCCUCGCCGCCUGCUUUCGCCAAAUCACAGCCCAAUAUGUACGGCCUGGCCGCCUACACGGCGCCACUCAGCAGCUGCCUGCCACAACAGAAGCGCUACGCAGCGCCGGAGUUCGAGCCCCAUCCCAUGGCGAGCAACGGCGGCGGCUUCGCCAGCGCCAACCUGCAGGGCAGCCCGGUGUACGUGGGCGGCAACUUCGUCGAGUCCAUGGCGCCCGCGUCCGGGCCUGUCUUCAACCUGGGCCACCUCUCGCACCCGUCGUCGGCCAGCGUGGACUACAGUUGCGCCGCGCAGAUUCCAGGCAACCACCACCAUGGACCUUGCGACCCUCAUCCCACCUACACAGAUCUCUCGGCCCACCACUCGUCUCAGGGACGACUGCCGGAGGCUCCCAAACUGACGCAUCUGUAGCGGCCGCCGCCAGCCCGAACUCGCGGCAAAAUUACCUCUCUUGCUGUAGUGGUGGGGUAGAGGGUGGGGCCCGCGGGGCAGUUCGGGAACCCCCUUCCCCGCUCUUGCCCUGCCGCCGCCUCCCGGGUCUCAGGCCUCCAGCGGCGGAGGCGCAGGCGACCGGGCCUCCCCUCCAUGGGCGUCUUCCUUUGGGUGACUCGCCAUAAAUCAGCCGCAAGGAUCCUUCCCUAUAAAUUUGACAGUGCCACAUACUGCGGACCAAGGGACUCCAAUCUGGUAAUGGUGUCCCAAAGGUAAGUCUGAGACCCAUCGGCGGCGCGCCCUGCAGAGGGACCAGAGCUUGGAGAGUCUUGGGCCUGGCCCGCGUCUAGCUUAGUUUCAGAGACCUUAAUUUAUAUUCUCCUUCCUGUGCCGUAAGGAUUGCAUCGGACUAAACUAUCUGUAUUUAUUAUUUGAAGCGAGUCAUUUCGUUUCCCUGAUUAUUUAUCCUUGUCUGAAUGUAUUUAUGUGUAUAUUUGUAGAUUUAUCCAGCCGAGCUUAGGAAUUCGCUUCCAGGCCGUGGGGGCCACAUUUCACCUCCUUAGUCCCCCUGGUCUGAACUAGUUGAGAGAGUAGUUUUGAACAGUCGUAACCGUGGCUGGUGUUUGUAGUUGACAUAAAGGAUUAAGACCGCAAAUUGUCCUUCAUGGGUAGAGUCAGGAAGCCCGGUGGCGUGGCACAACACACUUCGGUCAUUUCUCAAAAACCACAGUCCUCACCACAGUUUAUUGAUUUCAAAUUGUCUGGUACUAUUGGAACAAAUAUUUAGAAUAAAAAAAUUUCCCAGUCGGAAGUGUAUCUGUGUUAAUCAUGCACACUUGCAAGCAGAUCACUAUGCCUUUAUCUCGCACAAUCCCCAUGGAAGGCCCCGAAACAGACUGACACUUUGAAAAAAAUAUUUUAUUUAUUUGGAGUCUAGUGCAUAAAUUGGUUCUGGGGAUACUUGAUUACUUUCCAGCUAUUGAAAUUAGGGGAGGGGGAAAUGAGGAUGCAAACCUAAGAAGGUUCUGGGCAGGAUGAUUUGGGCAGGGCUUUUUGAAAGCAGCGCCUGCUUUGCUGUUUUUACUGCCUUCUUUGUAGACACAAUCGACUUUUACACUGGGGAGACCAGAGCUCACUUUUCUGCAUUAAGUAACAAAAUAAACUUUGAAAGAAAACUGACAAUCAAAGAAAAAACACAAGAGAAGUUGUAAGAAGAAUUGAGCUAUGAAAAAGCUAAGGUGUAGAAAAAGAAACCAUCAUUUGGAGACGCGCACCUAAGCUUUUUCUCUAGGAAAUGCUGUCAUGAAUUCUUCCUUUGUAGUGAUCAUUAGUUCAUUUCUAAAGAAAACAAACAUUCCCCAAGAUGUAAAGUAAUAAAAGUUUCAUUAAUGAAACAUAACAAGUAUAAACACCUUGUUUACUCCUGUUUCUUAUACAAAAUGGGCAAAAAUGUCUUCAAGGAUUUAUAACCAUUUUGUAAAUAUUAAUGUGGCUUCUGCUAGGGGUGGACAACUUCCUGGCUUCUAUGGGAGGGGCCACUUAGAAAACGCCUUCAGAUAAGGUUCAAUUCUUUUGUAUUUCAGCAAAGUCAGCCCACGCAUCUCUAUUUGGUUUGACAAAUAAUGCAACUCCUACUACAUCCCCGAUGACACGAAGUGAAAUUCCUAUUGUGUGGAAAUAAUUUAACUUCUAAUCUUCUGGUGGAACAACAAUCGUUUCUAUUUGGAUGUUUGUAUUUCACUAAGUAAUGAUGGCUCAAAAUAAUAUUUAGUUUCCUUGUUCCUUUGUGCUGUUUCUAAAAUGGCAUGUUAGAUUUGGGGGUGGGAGGGGAUAUCCUUUUGCUAAAUUUCACUUUAUCUGAGCAGGUUUAAAAUAUAUAUGUUGUAGAAGUGUAUCAACAGAAUAAAUGACUUCAAUCGAAGGCACAUUUCACCCACUUUCAAGGCUUAACAUUGUUUUCUAUGAAAUUUGCAUCCAUAGGCAGAAUUUCUAAUUGUCUUGUAAGAAAUUAUUUUUUAAGCUAUUAGAGAAAUCAAAGGAGAGCUCACUGCCUUGCAGGGAUUACAACCACCUUUCUUAACUGGCUAAAUAUUAACUAGCUUAAUUGUCAGGCUGCUUAGAUUCAACCCGAUUUUCCCUCAUCUCCUCUUCCUACCAUAAAUAAUAAUAAAAAUACAUAAUGUGUCAUGGCUCCAGGCGUUUUCCAGCACAGUGUGUUACUGCAGGAGUAUCUGCUGAGUCUGCGGGUGUCUGCAAAGCCCCAAGUGUCAUUUGCGGCUUAGGGUUUCAUGGAUUAGACUUUAAACGGUGUCUAGCCCGGCUGACAUUAGCUUCCUCUCACACUCAGGCUCCAAGGAAGUGUGGGAUCAGGGGCUCCCUCUCCAGGCAGCCACAGCUUUCCCCGACGCCCUCCUCUCGAGUGGGGUGAGGGCUUGGACCAAAUCUGCCACCUUCUGUCAUCUCUGGAGGUUCCCGAGACUUCUAAUAGCUCGGAUCUGUUCCUGCCAUUGGCGUGAGACUCAUCUGAGGGGCGUGGGUGGGGGUGGGCGGCGAGCCGUGGGAGGGCGCGUUUCCGCGCGGCUGCCAGUCCGGGAGAAAGUUGGGGCCCGCGGCACAGCCAUUUAAAACUUCAUAAAUUAUAAACAAGCCGCCUUGGCCUUCGCAAUAAAUUCCGCUCCUUUUGAGCCUGCAAUUAGUGUUAGAAAGCACCCGAGUCUAAACACAACCAAACGCCCUCUGAAGGGCCCAACUGCCUGAGGUUGCAAACCUUUAUUUCCCAGCGCCACCCCCUCUCCGACUGAGGUUUGCACACACAGUCGCCUCCUCCCCCGCCACCGCCGGCGGUACACACUCGGCUGGGUUCCCGCUCUGCAAGGGAAGGUCACAAUAGCUGCUCUAUCGGCUGCGGAGGCGCCUGCCGCCUCCCUCCCGAGUCUCAGAAGCAGAAAAACAAGAGAAUGGGGGAGGGGAGGCCCCAGCAACAGCGCCCUUUGCGGGAGGCAACCUCCACCCUAGCCAGGGUCUCUCUCCCGGGACGAGUGCUCGCAGAGGGUUGCGGGGAGGGCAAAGGGAGCGCACCAAGACCACGAGGCUGCUCCAGGCCUUGCCGCAGGGCGCUGGGUUGAGGGUGCCCGGAGCAGCCUCGCCAUUGUGUGUCAGGUUUUCCCACGGGAUCCGUGAUGGGGGAGGCCAUAUAAAGGGAGCUCGGAUCCGGGCCUCUCCGGCACUGGUCUCUGGGAGGGUCUACCUCGUUUGCCCAAGGGGAAGAAAUGGCUCUGUCUCCGGCCUUAGCCAGCUCUGCUUUUUUCCUAUAGAGACCACUUUGGGGAAGGUGGGGAUCAGGGAGAUUGUGGGUCCUCCUGGGGUCUGAAGAAAGGGGUCAGGGCAGGAUCUCAGGCCCAUGGCUGAGGGGUGGCAGUCGUCUGGACAUUCUAGGUGGUUCUGUCCAGGCAAUCAAAUAUGAAUUAAGGCAGGAUAGCUGUGAGGCAGCCAGAAUGGCCAGCUGCAAAACGGGAGGUGGGGGUGGGGAAGGAGAUGCAGACAGUGAGAGCUUUCCCUGCAACCAAGAAAAACUCAGGAUCCAGCUAGGAGUUGAAGUGCUGAGACCCAACUGAACUAGCCAGGAAGAAUGGGGAAGUGGCAGAAGAAAGGCCUGGAGAGUAGUCCUGGUCACUGGUAAGCAGGUCAGAAAGGGCGAUUAAGUACAUAUUCUGUCUCCUGGCUUUCAGACCUCCACCUUAUCCAGGGACCUGACAGAGAAAAAUCUGCCUCUGAUGGAAUCAUUAAGUUAACCAUCCAUUUGUACCAUUUCUUUGUACAGGCUUUCAAACGACAGAGAGGAGAGAAUACAGGAGGAGAAUGUUUCCCCUUGGUGCAGCCCUAAGCUCCCUAUCAGAGACACAUCAGCCAAAUUAGUUUCUGAGGCUCACAGGCUGCUAACAUUGCUGAACAAGAUUUUUCGAAUUUCUAUGUGUUAGGAGUAUUAAAAGAUAGUGAUUACCUAUACUAGCAGCCUUUGUCCCUUUUCUCUUCCCUAGUCUGUACCAGCCCACUGGCCCUUGAGUGAAGUGCAUCUUCUCAGCCUGCGGACUUGGGAGCUCAGGCUCUCCAUCUGUUGAGGUUUUUCAUUAGGGAGACUACAGAGGAUGUGUGUGGGUGUGUGUUUGAAUAACAAAGAAGUAACCCUUCAUUCUAAUAAAAGUGUUCCUCUGCUUGACCUGGAGGAGCCAGAAGCUUGUUUAUACCUUCAGUAUUCAAGGGACAGUCACAGGCCUGUUUUGACCUUUUCCUGAGAAUUAGCUGAAACUUCCCUCUAAAGUCAAGUAGUGAAUCUGUUAUAGGUCUAAGGAAGGUCCUCUUCAUCUGGGAGUUCUUGGCAUUACUUUGGUCCUUCUUUCAGAAACUGAAAGAAAAGAAUAGGAAGAACAGAAGUUUGUGAGUAGGCAGGAAGGGACAUGGAUGACCCCAGUCUUCACAGGACUAUGGCCUGAUCACUUCGAGGCACUGCAACUUCCCAGACAGAGUAUAUAUGUAGGGCUUGGGUUGAGGGGCCCUGUUCCGACACUUUGGGCACAGGAAGCUGAGACUGGGCUGUCACUAGCCAAGCCCUUACCAUCUUUGAGGGCUGGUUCUUAGAUCUCUCUUGCAGAAGGCCUGGAUAGAAAGGAGAAAGAUUGGGUAUAUUGGGAGGCUGAGACAGGAGAAUCGUUUGUACCUGGGAGGCGAGGUUGCAGUGAGCUGAGAUCACACCAUUGCACUCCAGCCUGGGCAUCAAGAGUGAAACUCUAUCUCAAAAAAAAAAAAAAAAAAAAAAAAAAAAAAAAAAAAAGAUUGGGUACAUAAGUCCUCUGCACUUUUUGCACUGGUGAUGCUGGAGAGGAAGGAUGGUGAAUGAUAAGGACCAUCACAGAGGAUGAAAUCUUAGUUCUCAUUGUUCCCUUCUUUUCUACUCCAGCUACAAAUGCCCUUAUCUUUGGAGUCCAAGGUUGGGAACAAAUGGAUUUAAGUACCUGGCCUAAAGCCUAUUCCUAAAAACUUCCCUCAGGUUUCACACCUACCUUGGCAAGUUGGAAAGUGCAAAGACAAUAUAAGGGCCCAUUUUCAGGCCAGGUCCAGCAUGAAACAGAGUGAACAAAAUUAGUUCCACACAUUAGGGAAGAGCCAAGGCAGACGAAUAUCCAAUCAUUUGCAGUAGUAGAGGCAGGUGAAGGGUCCCCAGAUCUGUAAGGCAGGAGUUACUGCAUGAGUCUUUCUGUCCUAGAUCUUGGGCAAAAUGUCCUGAUUGGUUCCUAUAGCUAGUCUGGAUUAUUUUAAGGAAAGAAUACUACCUGGAGAAAUCAUAAAAGCUGGCUUUUAACAUUAGUAAGGGCCAGAAGAAUUUAAAUUCUAAUUUAAACCAAAAUUCAUGGAGAGCUCUGGUACAGGGAGUGUUUUUACCUGGGAAGCAGGGCUCAAAACCUGGCCAGGAGGGCUUGUUGGGCCAGGAAUGUCCGUGGUUGGUGAGGAGGCUGGGAGAAGGCCUUUUUGAUGGCUCCAUUGUUCACAGCGCUGCCCUACAAAUACCAUAUCCCUCCCCACCUCCUCUGCAAGGGUCGAGCGGAAGAGUAGGUCUGGUGAGCUGAGCUCUAGGGAGCUGGUACCAUCUUCCCUCAAUCCCCCUCGGUUACCCCUUGGGGCAGCAACGACGCCAUCCCAGCCCCUUCCAGAGAACACACAAAGGAAGCCCCACCCGUCCUUAGACCUGAGGACACGCUCGGGAGCGGGCUGACGUGGACCCCGUUUCAGGGCGCCCCGGGCCCCUGCGGGGAACAAUAGCCGCCGCCUCCUGGGCGGUCUGGCGGGCGCGCUGCACAAACGUCCGCGCCGCCACGUGAUGCGCGCGCUCUCCGCGCCUCAGCGAGCGGCCAGGCUGCGGGUGGGGUGGGCGGGUGCUCCUGAUCCACCUGGAACACUUUUGCAAAGACAGACGCGGUUCCUCCUACUUCAGAGCAAGUCUGGGCCAGCUGGGAUCCGACCAGAAACCGCAAGCGGAGGAGACGCAGGAGCGCAGGCUGAGCGCUAACUGAAGGCGCGACCUGAGCCCGGCGCCUGCUGGGGAGCUGCGCAGCCAGGACAGCGGUCGGCAGCACAGGGCCUGGGCGCAGGGCCCGCCGUCACCACCUCACGUCGGGAGCCAGCACUGCUGCCCGCCAGCCCUGCGGCCUGCCCUCGGACUUCCCAGGGCGCCCAGGGUCCUCCCAACGCGCCUGCACCCACACCCGCCCCUGAGCCACAGUGACCUUGCAUUCCCCGCCCCCUGCCACACCUCCUGCGUGCCCGAGUGUCACCCUUAAAUACCGCUCUACACCCAGAGAGUGACGAAUACACCUCUGAAGACAGGGCAAGACUAAUUUCAAUGGGUCAGAAGGUUCUUGCAGGCACUGUUUUAUUUAAGAGUGCCUAUUUACUGGCAGGAGUAUUUGUGUGGGAGGAAGUAGGCUAAGACUGCUGUUGAACUUGAAGCUAAACUUGAAUGCCAUUUAAAAUAACAAUAAAAAUACACUUAAAACACCAA
Messenger RNA from Pan troglodytes (chimpanzee), 13014 nucleotides. RefSeq names its product homeobox D3 (gene HOXD3). Gene Ontology annotation, molecular function: DNA-binding transcription factor activity, RNA polymerase II-specific; RNA polymerase II cis-regulatory region sequence-specific DNA binding. NCBI's taxonomy places the organism in Eukaryota, Metazoa, Chordata, Mammalia, Primates, Hominidae. The record is from RefSeq and is a predicted model, not a curated record. The transcript is spliced from 4 exons. Gene Ontology annotation, cellular component: nucleus. Gene Ontology annotation, biological process: regulation of transcription by RNA polymerase II; embryonic skeletal system morphogenesis; anterior/posterior pattern specification. Bases 5142 to 6440 code for a protein of 432 amino acids.